Messenger RNA from Rhopalosiphum padi (bird cherry-oat aphid), 2055 nucleotides. RefSeq names its product E3 SUMO-protein ligase KIAA1586-like. Lineage: Eukaryota; Metazoa; Arthropoda; Insecta; Hemiptera; Aphididae. The transcript is spliced from 3 exons. The record is from RefSeq and is a predicted model, not a curated record. The coding region runs from base 1 to 2055 and encodes 684 amino acids.
AUGUCUUUAUUAAAUUGGUUAACCAAAACAAACGUGAACCCAAUCGACGAUUCAUUGGUUUCUACUCAAGCAAUAAUAAAAGCAUCAUCUAAUGAAGCUGAGACAGUGAGUACAGAAUUUAAUUGUAAUACUAAUAAUAGUUCAAACAAUUCUAAUGAAAGUGGCGAUAAAAAUGAUAAUGAUUAUCCAAGUAUCUGGACAAAUGAAAUGUUUUUAUCAUUUCUUAAUAAAUAUCCUUGGAUAAUGGUAAAAGACCAAAAAUUGGGUUGUAAUAUAUGCGUGCAGGUUCAAAACCUUGCCACAUAUAAAACACAAGGUAUUAGAUUUGCUAUUGAAUGGACAGAGUGUAGUGUACAUACUUAUGGAGCUAGUGAUAAAGAUAAAAGACAAUCCUUAAGAAAAAAAAUCCAUAAGCAUAAAAUUAGUGAAUGUCAUAAAAGAUGUGAACAAAUUUUAAAAGCACAAGAAGAAAAUAUUUUGCCAAAAGCUGUGUCAAGGGGGAUUUCUGGUAAAUUUGAGAGUACAAUAAGAGUGUUUAAUACUGUAUACAGUAUUGUUAAAAAAACAAGACCAUUUACUGAUUUACCAUUUGAUAUUCAACUUCAAAAGUUAAAUGGAUUGGAUAUGGGUCGCAUUUUACACAGCGAUCAUGCUUUAUUAAUUGAUGAAGCUACAUCAGUGUCGAAAAAGACUUGUUUGGUUGUUUGUAUUAGGGCUUCCACAGAUGUCAAAAAUGAAACAGACCCAAUAACAUUUUUCUUAGAUUUAAUAGAAUUAGAAAAUACAAAAUCUGAGACUAUAGUUUUGCAACUUUUAUCAAGUCUAAACAAACACAAAUUUUCUCAUGAAUACUUAAUACAAAAUUUUAUUUGCUUUGCUUGUGAUGGAGCUUCUAAUAUGAUUGGUCGAAAAGCUGGUGUGGGAAAACUUUUAACUGACAAAUAUCCAGAUUUAUUGGUCUGGCAUUGCUCUAAUCACAGACUUGAACUUGCUGUUGAUGAUGUAGUUAACGAGGUAGCUGGCAUAAAUCAUUUCAAAAUAUUUUUUGAUACUCUCUAUGCAUUAUAUAGUUCAUCACCAAAAAACCAGUAUGGUUUAAAAAGUUGUUCCAAAGAAUUAGAUUUACAAUUUCUUUCAAUUGGUCGCAUUUUAAAUACAAGAUGGGUAGCUUCAAGUUUGAGGUCAGUUAAAGCUGUUUGGAGAAACUAUGAAGCACUUUAUUUACAUUUUAACAAAUGUAGUUUGGAUAGCUCGAGAACAUCUAAAGAAAAAGCAACCUUUAAAGGUUUAAAACAUAAAAUAACAUCAACUGAUUUUGUUUUAAAUUUAGGUCUUCUAUAUGAUGCUCUAACAGAACUAUCAGAUCUUUCUUUAGAACUUCAAAAACGGUGUACAAAACUACCUGAUGCUCAUAACUUAAUUAGAAGACAAAUUCUGAUUUUUGAAUCUAUGUCUGAGAAGUGUAAUGAUGGUUUUUAUAAAGAAGCUGAGAAUUCUGAAUCUGAUAAUUUAAAAUCUAGAAUGUUAAACUUUACAUCAUCACACGUAUCUUCAUCAUCUGACACAUCAAAUAAGUAUGCUGAGUUUAUUCAACUGCUAGAAGUUUUAAACCCACAAAAAUGGCCGUUAGAAGUGGAUAUAUUAUAUGGAGAGAGAGCAAUUAAGCAGCUUUCAAACAUAUUUAAAAUAAAUGAAAGAGAGUCAGUUAGAGGUUUUCGUGAGUAUAUAGAUAAUAAAUCUGUUAUUCCAGACAACCUUAAACCUCUAACACAAGCUGUGAAUACAUUGGUAGUUUCUACUGCUGAAUGUGAGAGGCUCUUUAGUGCCAUGAACAUUGUUCAUAAUGAUACUCGAAAUACAUUAGAAGUUUCACGUGUAUCUGAUCUUUUGUGGAUUAAAUGCGUUGGUCCACCUUUAUGUGAAUUUUAUGCAAAUACAUAUGUGGAGUCUUGGGUUUCUAAAGGUAGAAGAUGUGCUGACCAUACACAAUGCAUUUCAAAGCAAGAAAUAAGAUAUAACACAGAAUACAAUAGUCUUUGGGAGCAAUUAAAGUAA